AUGGGGCACACAAUGGCAGACAUGAUCCAAGACUCAGGCUUAGGCCAGGUUCUACGCUUCAUCUCCAAGGGCAAGAUCUCUGCAUUCCCCGAGGAUAACCCCAACUUCAAGAUUCCAUGGGAACAGGCUUCAGCAAGCGAGAAGGAGAAGGAUAUCGAGGCGGACUCUCCAGCCGCAGUUGGUGGAGUCAACAGCAAUGUUUCGACGCCGGCCUCUACUCCUGAGCAGUUCAUUGUCGACCGUCAAGACGUGGAAGCGCAUGCUGGCCUCUCUACAAUCCCAACGGCUCGCUCUGCCGCCCAUUCUGCCACCGGUGGCAUCACUUACCGAACUACUACUCUCUCUAGAGAGCGAACCGUACCUUAUACUCGCGAACGACUCGAAGCUGAAACACAAGAAGCCGCGGAGCGAACGCAGAGUAGCGUCAUUGCACCAGAACGCACUUCUGAUGGUGUCAUUCUCGUCGAUUGGUACACCACAGACGACCCAGCGAAUCCUCAGAACUGGAACAGUUGGAAGAAGGCCUGGGUUGGCUUUGUCAUCUUCAUGUACACGUUUGCUGUUUACAUGGCGAGUGCCAUCUACACCUCAGCCGAACCACAAGUCAUGGAAAAGUUUGGCGUGGGUCAGAGCAAAGCCUCGCUGGGCCUGAGUAUGUAUGUUAUUGGAUACGGUCUGGGUCCGAUGCUCUUCUCCCCCAUCUCCGAAUUGCCUGUCGUCGGACGCAACCUUCCUUAUCUCAUCUCGUUCGGCCUUUUCGUGAUUCUGUGCGUGCCAACGGCUUUGGCCAACAGCUACGCGAGUCUCUUGGUCUUGCGUUUCCUGACCGGCUUCAUGGGUAGCCCGUGUCUAGCUACUGGUGGCGCCACGAUGGGUGACAUGUAUGGCCUUCUCAAACUCCCCUAUGCCCUUACCGCCUGGGUCGCCGCCGCCUUUUGCGCUCCUGCGUUGGGACCAUUGCUAUCUGGGUUCUCCGUCGUCGUGAAAGGCUGGAGGUGGGCUUUAUGGGAGGUCCUUUGGCUGGCAGGCCCAGUGUUUCUCCUGAUGUUCAUCUCCAUGCCCGAGACCAGCGCCAGUAACAUCCUGCUCCGCCGGGCGCAGCGACUACGCAAACUCACGGGGAACCCCAACCUCAAAUCACAAGGUGAGAUUGACCAAGGAAACAUCAGUUUCGGCAAGCUCGUCAUCGAUCAGAUGUGGAAGCCGACGGAGAUCUUUUUGAAAGAUCCCGCGGUGUUCUUCACGAAUGUCUACACCAGUCUCAUUUACGGAGUCUACUAUUCUUUCUUCGAAGCCUUCCCGCUCGUCUACGUCGGCAUCUACGACUUCAACAUCGGCGAGCUGGGCGUGGUGUUCACGUGUAUCGUCGUCGGCUGCGUCUUUGGCAUUGUCAUCUACGUGUCAUACGUCUACUUCUAUCUCGAGCCAGAUAUCAAGAAGAAUGGCCUCCGCGCGCAGGAGCACCGUCUUGUCCCCGCGCUGUUCGCUGUCAUGCUGAUGCCCACUGGCAUGUUCUGGUUCGGAUGGACUGCUGAGCCCAAUACCCAUUGGAUCGUGAGUGUCAUCGGGAUUACAUUCUAUGCUAUGGGCGCGUUUAUACUGUUCCAAUGUAUAUUCAUGUACCUCCCCCUUACGUACCCUCAGUACGCGGCUUCAUUGUUCGCCGCGAACGAUCUGUGUCGGUCGGCGCUGGCGGCUGGCGCGGUCAUAUUCGCGCAUCCGCUGUAUGUUAACCUCGGGAUUGGCCGCGGCAUCUCGCUUUUAGGUGGGCUGCUUGGUGGCGGUGUGUUGGGCAUUUGGGCGUUGUGGUAUUUUGGUGCUGGGCUCAGAGCUAGAAGUAAGUUUGCCAUGCACUAG
Messenger RNA from Exophiala viscosa, 1857 nucleotides. RefSeq names its product MFS transporter. Gene Ontology annotation, molecular function: fluconazole transmembrane transporter activity. Lineage: Eukaryota; Fungi; Ascomycota; Eurotiomycetes; Chaetothyriales; Herpotrichiellaceae. The record is from RefSeq and is a predicted model, not a curated record. Gene Ontology annotation, cellular component: plasma membrane. The transcript has 5 exons. The coding region runs from base 1 to 1857 and encodes 618 amino acids. Gene Ontology annotation, biological process: xenobiotic detoxification by transmembrane export across the plasma membrane.